AUGUUGUCGCAAGCAAGACCAAGAACUUUCACACUACUCAGGCGACAUGUUUAUGCAUUGAGUCCCAAGAACAACAACCAGUUGCAAAGAACCAAUGACUGGGGAUUAGCAGUACCACGUCGUAUUGAGUCCACUAGAUGGGCGCACCGAAAAUCUCAAAGCGCCGAAGAAGUGAGGGAACCUGCCCCUCCUGCCACCCCAAGUAUCUCACCGCAAUAUCUGGGCUGUGUUGAGGUGACAUCCGACGUGGUCGCAACACCUCAUCAAGUCAGUGACAUGCUGCAAACCAUCUCACACAUUCGCCCUCGUUCAGAUCCAUUCCUGUAUCUCAAUGCUGAAUCUCCGGACUUGUCUCGGAAUGGUGAAAUCUCUGUCCUCACCAUCCUUGUAGAGCCCAAAAGGCAUGUCUACAUCAUCGACGUCCAAAAGCUUGGCCAUGAGGCCUUUACCACGAUGGGCUCCGGAAUCUCGCUCAAGCAGAUACUAGAGUCUACCCACAUACCCAAAGCUUUCUUUGACGUCCGUCCCGACGCGGACGCACUGUUUGGCCUCUACGGCAUCCGCCUCCAGGAAGUGGAAGACGUCCAACUCCUGGAGAAUGCGUGCCACGGACGGAAAACUCGCGUAUUCCUCCGCAGUCUCUCUAGCUGCAUCAAAGCCGACGCGCCAGUGGAAGAAUCACAGAGAACAGCCUGGCUUGAAACGAAAAGCGAGUGCAUGUCCCUGUUCAUGGGCGAAGGAGGCCGCCAGUUUGAGCAUUUUACGAAGCGUCCGCUCCCUCAAGAGUGCAAGGAUUAUUCCGUCAAUCAGGUCAAGUGGCUCCCCUUGCUCCGUUCGGUGUACAUCCGGACGCUCAGAAAGAACCGCAGCGGUACGAGAUGGUGCUGGAGGACAACUGUCGAGGCCAAAAAACGGGUGGAAGCGGCUCAAUCGCCCUGGUAUAUCGCAGGUAUAAGACAAGUUGAUGUGCGAGGGCCAUGGAGUGAAAUAGAGUCAAAAAAACCAAAAACGACUCCAAAUACGGCACCGGAAACAUCUCAAAAACAGUACAAGGAACAGUACAAAAAAAAGUACAAGAAACAGCCCAAGAAACAACCCAAAAAAGAGCCCAAAAAGGAGCUCAAAAAACAGCCCCAACAUCUUGAGCAAUUCAAGACUGAUGCUUACAAAUGGGAGACCGAAGGUGCAUCUACAGAGCCGGCAAUAGCUACUGCAGAGCCUGCAACGGUGCAUCAGAAAGGAGCAGCAUGGUUUCGGAACGAUGUGGCAUGCCAAUAGCCUUCAAAAGCGACUUGAUCAGCGCGGAAUGCCAUGCUUAUAGCAGGCUGGGUUGACUUGAGUCAUCGAAUUGUCUUUUUUUUUUUUUUUUUUUUCUU
This is a messenger RNA of Pyricularia grisea, 1376 nucleotides long. RefSeq lists its product as uncharacterized. The transcript is spliced from 2 exons. The record is from RefSeq and is a predicted model, not a curated record. Gene Ontology annotation, molecular function: nucleic acid binding. The coding region runs from base 1 to 1278 and encodes 425 amino acids. Lineage: Eukaryota; Fungi; Ascomycota; Sordariomycetes; Magnaporthales; Pyriculariaceae.